Molecule: messenger RNA, 4694 nt
Organism: Sebastes umbrosus (honeycomb rockfish)
Lineage: Eukaryota; Metazoa; Chordata; Actinopteri; Perciformes; Sebastidae
Product: claspin
Exons: 24
Coding region: 244-4284 (1346 amino acids)
Biological process (GO): mitotic DNA replication checkpoint signaling; mitotic G2 DNA damage checkpoint signaling; activation of protein kinase activity
Molecular function (GO): anaphase-promoting complex binding
Source: RefSeq, a predicted model, not a curated record
CCAGCUGUCACGGCGCGCGAAAGAUUGAAAAAUUGUACUCGGUGUGUUGAAGGGAACAGGCGGGAGGAAGAGAAACAGCCCGACUAAAAGGCUUACUAAAUGUACUCUAAAAGUAUAAAAUAGCAUUAAUCUCGUAGACAUUUUGCUUUUAGACGUCUGUUGUGGCUGUCGAGAUUCAACGAAGCGUUGUCUCCGCUGGUUUAUUGUUAGAAAAGACCGUUAAACUAUCACCAACGGACAAAGAUGAGCCUGCUGGUCGCUCAGCAACAACAGGCUGAGGGGCUCCCGGCACCAGGGAGUGAUUCAGACAGCGGGAUGGGCUCUCCAGCAGAGGAGAUGGUCACAGAGACGGCUAACAAAAGAGAAGCUCUUCCAGAUUCUGACGACGAUGAAGACAUCACAGUUCACAGAAAGCCUCAUCGUAAUGCCAUUAGAGACAGCGACAGCGAGGAAGAGGAUGCAACUGCGGAGAACAGUGUACACAUGGCCGAAGCACUGGUCUUAUCUGCUUCCAGCGGGGAGGAGAUGGAAACCGGAGAGGCAGAGGAGGAGAGGAAAGAGAGGGGGGCGCAGAAGAACAAGAGAAUAAGCCGUGCUCCCGUUGACAGCGAAGACAGCGAACCAGAGCAAGAGAAACGUGGAGAAGUGGAGGAGCAACAGGAGGAGGUGAGGAAGGAAGCAAAUUCGAUGAAGGAACGGAAGAAGAGCCAGAGGCACCGGGAGAAAAAGGAGAAGCGCAGCAAAGCGAUGGAAAAGCUGAAGAAGAAGAAGGAGAGGUUCUCUGAAAUGAGCGAGAAUGCGCCUCUCCCUCGUGCUCUGAAUGACAGUGGAUGUCUGCUGGGCGACACAGACCUGUUUGACACCGGUCUGGACGAUGAGGAAGAGGAAGAAGAGUCUCUGGAGGCCAUCCGAGCAGCUGUCAAGCAAAAGAUGAAAAAACACAAGGAUCCUCUCCUGGAUGAGGAAGACGAGGAAGAUGAAGAUGCACCAGAGAAACCCCAGCGUGUGGAGAGGAAAGCUGCUCGCGCGAGCAAAGAGGCAAUGAAGCAGCUCCACAGUGAGACUCAGAGGCUGGUCAGAGAGUCUACACUUGGCCUGCCGUACCACAUCCCUGAGCCCAAGACCAUCGACCAGUUCUUCAGGAAGAGAGCCAGGCCAGAGGGUCCUGCCAUGGCGUUGUUGAAAUCUACAAAGUAUUCAGCCAUGAUGAUGGAGACAUCGUCACCUCCUCCUCCUCCUCCCACCAACCCACCCAGUGAGCCCCUGCAGCCGUCCACAGAGCAGGACUCCUCUCCCUCUGUAGAUAUGUCGUCCACUCAGAUCCCGCCCAUACCUCAACCUGCCGCCACCUCGUCCCCGCAGCAGGAGAGCCUCAGCCAAGCCAGCCUAGAUCAAGAAUCUGGACCGAUGCUUUACCUCUCAGAGAGUCUACAUGAGUCCGUCACCACAGAUGGAGCAGUGAGACCUGCUUCUGAUUCUGGAGAAGAAACGUGUCCUGCUCUCUUAGAACAAAGCAAGGCUGCAGUAAUGUCUGAAGCCCUGCAAAAAGAGCCGGUAUCUGGGGCUUUGGUGGAACCUUUAGAUGCAAAGUGUGGGAGCGUUGAUCCAGCUGCAGCAGAGCCUUCCGCGCAGCAGCCCACCAAACCCAAGAAGGACAAAUUCUCCAGGCUGAAGAUGCUUGGACUGGACCCCCCACCUGUCGCUAAAUUGUGUCCGGAUGACGGAGCCUUUGUUCAGCUCGAGCCUCCACAGCUCAACCGUGGCGUGGAGGCCCUGAAGGUGCGUUACCUUCGUCACGUCAAGCCACCGGCUCGCCCUCAAGGAGAGCGAACGAUGCAGCUCAACAUCGUCCGUAAGGACACCGCCCCGUCCGGCCAGGAAGAGCUGCACAGCGAGUCGGUCACGGUCACUGUUAAAGAGGGAGCAGAGGAGCCUGUUGCAACCAAACCAGGAGAGAAGCUGCUGACUCUGAAGCAGCGCCUGCAGCUCGCCAUGGCCCAGAGGAGGCAGGAGGAGAGGGAACGCAAGGCCGAGCUGCAUCGUCUAGACAAUGAAGAGUGUGGCGAUGAAGAAGAGGAGGAGGAAGAGAUGACCGACGAGUCUGAGGAAGAAGAGAAUGUAGAUGACUUACUGGGAGGUGAUGAUGGUGAGGAGGAGGAGGAGGAGGAGAAGGAGCACGAAGAUGAAGAGGGCAGUGUGGCCCACAGUAUCAGGAGUACCUCUCCUGUGGCGCUGAACAGACCCUCUGACCUGAUUAAUACAGAUAGCACACUCAUGCUGUUCCCCGGCAACUCCUGCUCUCGCACCGGUGAUGGUGUCAGAAGGUCUGGUCCUUCUGGACAGGACAGCAGCAGCAAUAAGAUGGAAGAGGACGACUCUCUGUCCCUGGUGAAGGACAACAGCCACAACAGCAGCUUUGAGCUGGCAGGAUCCAUGAUAACCUCGUACCAGCCUGUCAAUCACCAGCGCUCCGCUGGAAGAACUAUCUCCAACUCCUCCUCCAUUUUCCGCUCCCCGUCCCCCUGCCUCUUCAGGCCCAGCUUCCUCGGCUCUGCCUCCAAGAGUUCAGGCAAACUGUCCGAGCGCUCUCUCUGCCUCCCCGUUGAGGACUCCCAGGACUUGUAUGCACCUCCGUCCCCAGGAGCAGAUUCGGGGCCGCUGGGCGGAGCAGCUUCUUCUUCUGGCCCUGGUCUGGGAGGAGACUCCCAAGGUCGCUUCUCCCUGGAGGACGACACCAACUCCCAGCUACUGGACUCAGACGGCUUCCUUAAUGUGGGGCCGCGGCCCGGUGCGCCUCGCUCCCACAAGAGACAGUUGAUCCUGGACAGCCUGGAUGAGAACGCCAUGGAUGCCAACAUGGGGGAGCUGUUGGGGAUGUGCUCAGGUGUUUUUGGGACGGCGGCGAGCGGCGGCUCUGGCAGGGCCGUAGGCCUCGGAGCAUCACAGGAGGACGAGCUGCUCGGGUUGUGCUCUGGAGCGUUUCCACCAACGCAGGCCGGAGAGGAGCAGAAGGAAACGGACAAGAGGGAGGAGAGAGGACAGGAUGAAGAAUCUGAUAACACCAUGGAUCAGCUGCUGGGGCUGUGCUCGGGGAAGUUUCCUAGUCCAGGUUCUGCUCACACGGCUUCGCCAGCACAAGACAGUAAAAAGAAGCCAGAGGAGGAAGAGCAGGAGGAGCAAGAGGAAGAGGACUGCGAGUUCCGGCUUCUGUCAGAUGUGGAAAGUCACAGUGAACCGGAGGAGGAUGAUGAUGAGGAUGGUGGAGAGGAGGACGAAGAUGUAGAGGCAGAUGCUGACGAGGAUGAAGACAAUGACAUAGAAGAGGAGGAGAUGCAGGGUGUCUUUGCAUCACAACGGGUUAAGAAGAAGAAGAAGAAGAAAAUGUGUUUGGCCGACUACCUGGAGUCAGAGGCUGAGCAGUCCGGCAGUGACCUGGGAAGCGACGACGAGGACGGCGACAGAGGGAGCGAAUACGAGGAAGAUGAGCUUCUCGAGGAGCUUCCCUCCGAUGAAGAGCUGCAGGACCAGGUCAACAAGAUCCACAUGAAGCAGAUAAUGGAUGAUGACAAGCGCCGUCUGAGGCUCUACCAGGAGCGUUACCUCGCUGAUGGCGACCUGCACUCUGAUGGCCCGGGACGAGCUCGACGCUUCCGCUGGAAAAAUAUUGAUGAUGGUUUCAACAUGGACGGGACGAGAGCGGAUGGCGAGGAAGAGGUGGAGGAAGAUGAUGACGUGGACCCAACUGAGGUCCAGAGGAGGAAAGAGAGACUGGAGAGAGAGCAGUGGCUCAGAGAACAGUCUGAAGAGAAAGCCAAGAAAGGGGAAGAUUUGGACGCGGAUGAUGAGAAGAUCGGAGAGGAGGACAGUCAUUUUAUGAAGCUGGCCAAGAAACUGACUGCCAAGACUCUGCAGAGAAAAGAGCCCCCUGUGGCACCACAACCAGAGAAGAAGACCUCAGCUCUCAACCCGUUCCAGAGACCCUCGCAGCCCCUACAGGUGAGGAGAGGGUCACUCCUGAGUCAGCCUAAAUCCGUCCUCCAGAAGCUGGCCUCGAUCUCAGAUGGGAAUCCUCUGGCUCCUAGGAACAGCAGAGGAUUCCUGUUUCAAACUCUGUCUCCUGAGAAGGAUAAGUCAACCUCAGACGCUUCACAGAAACAGAUGAUGAAGAAGAGAGGACCGGUGGGAGCGGUGAACCCGACAGCAAAGAGGGUCUGCAGGGAGAACAGACCUGCAGCACAGACUAAAGCCCCCCAGAGGAGCAUCUUCAACUUCCUGGACCACUGAGGUCACGACACACUAACUGAACGAUAAUCAUCAUCAUCAGCAGGCUGGGAAGCCAACUGAUAAAAAACAGUAUUUACCAGCCACAUCCGGUAUUUCACAAGCCAGUGAGACUUGAACAAUGAAGGCGGCGGUGAAAUGUCGGCGGCUGGUAGACGUCCUCUGUAUCGCUUCUCAAACACAAAUACGGGUGCUUGUAUGUGUGUUUGCAUGUUUACACUGCCUUCAUAUGGCAAACUAAAGCACACACUGAGGCAUCUCUUGAUGUUUUACCUUUUUCUUAAUCUGGACUUUCUGACAGAGGUCCAUUUAAAAAUGUUUUAUCAUGUAAAUAGGAUUGAUUUGAUUUUAAUGAUUAGGGAGUUUUUGUAUGCUAAAUGUAUUUGUUUUACAAUGUAAAUAAAAGUGUAUUU